AUCACAGCCCCUCGCGCCCGGCAAUGUCGGGCUGCAGCAGCCGUGGCGCCCCUGCGGCCAUGGACUUCCCCGAAGUCCUGAAGUCCCUGCUGGAGUACUCCUUGCCCGGCACCGGCAACCUGGCAGAUAAAGAAAAAAAGGAAAAACUCGAGGAGGAUGAAGCAGCAGCUGCCAGCACUAUGGCAGUCUCUGCCUCCCUUAUGCCUCCCAUCUGGGACAAAACUAUCCCUUAUGAUGGGGAGUCUUUCCACCUGGAGUACAUGGAUCUCGAUGAGUUUCUUCUGGAGAAUGGUAUUCCUUCCAGCCCUAACCAUCUGGAUUUGAACCAGAACCCCCUCUUGCCUGUGGCUGAGCUGGAAGGAAAAGAGGGUGCCAGUGCAUCUGCUGCCUCACCAUCAUCCUCUUCUUCCACUGCAGUUUUCCAACAGUCAGAAGCAGCCUCAAGUACAGAAAGAAACACUGCACUAGUACUAGCAAUCCAACUACCUUCUGAUUCCUGCUCUGGGAAGGAGCCUAGAAUCUCAGAGGCCCCUCCACAGAAUGAAAGAGAUACGCCCAGUCCCAUUGAUCCAGACUGUGUUGAGGUUGAGGUGAAUUUUAACCCUGAUCCUGCUGACUUAGUGCUUUCCAGUGUGCCUGGUGGUGAGCUCUUCAACCCCCGCAAGCACAAGUUUACCGAAGAGGACCUGAAACCACAGCCUAUGAUUAAAAAGGCCAAGAAGGUUUUUGUUCCAGAUGAACAAAAGGAUGAAAAAUAUUGGACGAGGCGGAAGAAGAACAACGUGGCAGCAAAGCGCUCCCGUGAUGCUCGGCGGCUGAAAGAGAACCAGAUCACAAUCCGAGCAGCCUUUCUGGAGAAAGAGAAUACAGCUUUGAGGACGGAGGUGGCAGAACUGCGCAAGGAAGUGGGGAGAUGCAAGAACAUUGUCUCUAAAUAUGAAAUCAGAUAUGGACCCUUUGACUUAUCUGAUUCCGAGUGAUGCAACUCCUAAAGACUUCUAAAAACAAAGAAACUAAAAAGCACACAUCAAAUUGCCUGUCUUCAGAGUGAAUGGUGAAAUCUGUGAGGUAUCCCUACACAAACAACUGAUGAUGACCCUGCCUGCUUGCAAGUACCCCAUCUGAACUACCAAGGGCUGGGCAUGAUGAAAAGUGCAAAGUCUCCUUAAUACUGUGUAUGGCUUUCUUAUAUGUUUUUCUUGCUGUAACCAUAAAUUACAGUAAGGUUGGUUACUGGGGAUUUGUCAAGUACACUCAGUUCAUGUUUUUGAGUUCAGUCUGUUGACAAUUUGUGUAAAUAGUAAACUCUUUUUUUUUGGCACUUGAGUGGGAGAAAGUGGACAGUUUUAACUUAAUGGCUAAAAUUAUAUCUUAAGCACUUCUUUUAUUUCUUAAGAAUUGAAAUGUUUACUUACUUUUUUUUCCCCUCUGCAGUUAAAUAGGUUUUAGCUAAUGCUGCAGUUGGAGUCUGGCAAGGUAUAGCAUCUUGCAAGGUACUGUAAGUGGAGAACCAGAGGCAUCCACAGGAAAAGCACUCUAGGAUGCAUAAGUUUUGAACAAAUGCAACAGACUUAUUGAUGUAAGUGACAAAGCACCACAAAGUGUGUCAGCCAAAGAGUUAUGAAAUAAACCCUGUCAGGUGCUCUUUGUAAUUCCCAGAGCCCUCUGAUUCCUUCUAUGCCCUGAUAAGCUAUACUGUUGGGAGCCCACUCCUCCCUUUGUGUAUCUUGUUAGGAGGUUCUCAACAAAACGAGACAUUUAUUUUCUGACUGCUGAACUGCAGUAGGGAAGAGGUGUGCACAUCUCCACUGCUGAGUCCCUUAUCUUGCAGCAUGCUCCCACCAGUAAGUCUGAAUUGAAGUUCUAGCAUAGCUACUAGCCAGUGUUUCUCAUCAUUGUCUCUUUUUUCCCCCCUCCUGCCCCACUUUGUUAUUUCCCAAGUGAAUCCAAACUUGCCAGUGACUGCUUUGGGACAUGAAGUAAUUCUAAAACUUGAGACAUUCUGGCACAGAGUGGUAGAUUCAGAGUGUAGAUAGUUUUCCAGGGAAGUUGGUCCUACAUAGAAAAAAGAAAGGAUGUGAAUGGAAGAAAGUUCCCUUUAUAAGGGUGCCAUUAAUACAGAAAAAGAGUCUACCUGAACACCAGGCUGAAAGACAUAUCCAUAGGGAAAGUAAAAGUGGAGUAUUCUACAUCCAGUGAAUUAUUGUAGGGCUACACCUACCGUCAAGGUAAUAUCAAUAACACAGAAGUGGGGGAAGGGUGUUGUCUGUGCCACGUACCCUCUCAGCCAGGAGAUAACAAAUAGCAGACACCUUGAUUUAAAAAAAAAA
Molecule: messenger RNA, 2330 nt
Organism: Gavialis gangeticus (Gharial)
Lineage: Eukaryota; Metazoa; Chordata; Crocodylia; Gavialidae
Gene: TEF
Product: TEF, PAR bZIP transcription factor
Exons: 6
Coding region: 24-980 (318 amino acids)
Biological process (GO): regulation of transcription by RNA polymerase II
Cellular component (GO): nucleus
Molecular function (GO): RNA polymerase II cis-regulatory region sequence-specific DNA binding; DNA-binding transcription factor activity, RNA polymerase II-specific
Source: RefSeq, a predicted model, not a curated record